AUGGUUCUGGACCAGCAGAUGCUCCACCUUUCCCUUGAGGAUCGCCGCCCGGUCGGCUUCGACAUGCUUGUCACUCCGCCGGCGGAGAAUGACUUAGAUGCGACCGGCGCGCUCGGUCCCCAUGCCCAACCUCAAUCCCAAUCCCAAUCCCAGUCCCAGUCACAAUCACAAUCACGCGACAAGAUUCCCUCCGACCUUGAACACCCCAUGAGCCGCAUCUAUCGAUACACCCCUACGCCCACCAUCGUCCUCGACGGUUCCCUCAAAGUUAUUGAAGUCUCCGAUAGCCACCUCGCCCUCUUUAAACAUACUCGCACCCACUUGAUAGGCUCCAGUAUCUACGAUUUAGCGCCACGGGCCGUCCCCGCUCCAGAUAUCCCCUUGUUAAGUGGUGCAAUAGGUGCCUCCCUCACUACUCGGUCCGUACAGUCUAUCGAACCAAUUCGCGUUGCCGGUUGUGACUCCGACUUCGCCCUCCGAGUGACUCCGAUAUUCGACGAUGGUACCCUCAUCUACGUGCUGCUUGAAGCCCAGAGCAUCAAGCGCGAGCGGAGUGGUCACCCUGGAUCGAACGAGCAACCUUUCCUGAAUGAAACAUACAAAGUCCUCGUCGACACAGUUAAAGAUUAUGCCAUCUUCAUGCUCGACACCCGCGGCAAUAUUGCAACGUGGAACUCGGGCGCUUCCAUCCUGAAGGGUUACACUCGGGAUGAAAUUAUUGGCCAACAUUUCUCUAUCUUCUACGGGGCUGAAGACCAGCGGGCGCGAAAGCCAGCCCGGGAACUCGAUGUCUGCCUACGUGAAGGAAGAGUAGAAGAUGAGGGUUGGCGCUAUCGAAAGGAUGGCGGCCGAUUCUGGGCAAAUGUCAUGAUCACCCCGAUCUUCCAACUGGGCCGACAUGUCGGCUUUGUCAAAGUCACCCGGGAUCUCACCGAACGCAAGGCCACCGAGGCCCGAUUGAUCGAUGCGUUUGAAGAGUCAGCCAAGCUGAAGACGGAUUUCUUGGCCAACAUGUCGCAUGAACUGCGCACCCCUAUGAACGGGAUGUUUUUGGCUUUAACCAUGCUGAUGAGAACCGCCCUGAGCGACGAUCAACGGGAAUAUGCGUCGAUUCUGGAAGACUCAACCUCCAUUCUCCUACAGGUCAUCAACGAUGUCCUGGACUACUCGAAGCUGUCUUCGGGAUCCUUUUCCUUGACUACUGAUGUCGUCAACAUUCCUAGCGUGAUCAACGCCGUGGUCCGUAAUUGCCAGCCCGCGGCCAAGCCGGAACUGUCGGUGGUGAGCUUUGUCGCACCGAACUUUCCUUCGAACCUCCAGGGCGACCCUUUGCGAUUUCGCCAGGUGUUGCAGAAUCUUGUCAGCAACGCCGUCAAAUUCACCGAGAAAGGCCACGUUCGCGUAAAGGCAUCGUAUGAGGUGGAUCCGUAUAACCCACAAUCAUUCGACAUAUCCAUUGAAGUCGUGGAUUCUGGAAUCGGAGUUCCUGAAGAAGCCGUUGGUACACUCUUCACGCCAUUCACCCGCUUUGCCGAUUCCGCCACCAAGCGAUACCAGGGCACAGGGCUAGGACUGUCCAUAUGCAAAAGUCUAGCUGAACUCAUGAAAGGUGUUGUCGGGUUCCGCAGUAACCCAGACGGACCAGGUAGCAUCUUCUGGAUAUCAGCCAAGAUGAGCCGAAUCGAUGAUCAUCAAGCGUCUCGAUCGAAGCCUUUGAUUUCGCCGACCCCGGUCCUGCACAAUUUCGACCCGGAGCCACUCUUGAAAAAGAUCGCUCCGCAAAAACACAUCCUCCUGGUUGAGGAUAACAACGUCAAUCAAACCAUCAUGAUGAAACUUCUCGGAACCCUGGGCUUCGAGCGCAUCGAUGCCGCGUGGGACGGGUUGGAGGCAGUGCGCAUGGUGAAACAGAAACCAUUGGCCUACAACCUGAUUUUGAUGGACAUUAACAUGCCAGUGAUGGAUGGCAUGUCAGCAACCAAGCAAAUCCGCGGUAUGAAGAUUGACGUACCCAUCAUUGCAUUGACGGGAAAUGCACUCAAGGGCGACGCAGAGUUGUACCUGGCGCAGGGCAUGGACGAUUAUAUUGCGAAGCCACUCCAUCGACAGCAACUGAUCGACAUGUUGUGGAAAUGGUGUGGGUCUCAAGGCUGA
Penicillium manginii is the source of this 2154-nucleotide messenger RNA. It is a transcript of the gene fos-1, whose product is annotated as sensor histidine kinase/response regulator Fos-1/TcsA. The record is from RefSeq and is a predicted model, not a curated record. Gene Ontology annotation, biological process: phosphorelay signal transduction system; phosphorylation. Bases 1 to 2154 code for a protein of 717 amino acids. Gene Ontology annotation, molecular function: phosphorelay sensor kinase activity. Lineage: Eukaryota; Fungi; Ascomycota; Eurotiomycetes; Eurotiales; Aspergillaceae. The transcript has a single exon.